Molecule: messenger RNA, 306 nt
Organism: Soboliphyme baturini
Lineage: Eukaryota; Metazoa; Nematoda; Enoplea; Dioctophymatida; Soboliphymatidae
Source: the annotation of a GenBank genome assembly
AUGGAAGCUUACUGGUACUUGGUUUCAGGCGCGGUCAGCGCCUGUUCACUGACCGUUAUUCUGAUACUAUUCCUGGUCUAUCGCCGGCCCGGUAAAAAGAACGAUGACAACACGUUCGGCAGCAUCACGAAGGUCAAACGGCUGUACCGCACGUUCACGCCGGUCAAGGACCCGACCUUCAGUUUCCAUUCGGUCAAGGUCCAGGAAGCCAUCGACCAAUCGCUUGAUGCCCACCGGCCGUUCACCGCACUUAAGCUUCAGAACGGGCACAUGUACCAGUACCAGUACCAAUUGUACCAGUACUAA